AAAACGAAAAGAAAAGACUAACUAACUUUGUGUCGUUGUGUUUAUUGUGUCAUCCCCUUGUUGUUCUUUUUUUUCUUUUCUUUUUAUUAUUAUUUUUUGGUAAAUUUGGAAUUGAGAAAGUAAAUUAAUAAUUAAAAAAAACUAAAACCCAAAUACUCAAUUACGACGUCGACGACAACGAUAAUUUCAUCUGGAGAAACAAUCUUUCAUUAUCAUUGUCCGAAGUUUUUUUCGGUUUCGGUUUUGUUUACGAAUUUGAUGUGAACUUGCUGAUGAUGAUGAUGAUGACUAAGUAAAUCAAUGUUUUGAUUUUCGGUUUUUUCGUCAGUCAUCAUUCUGUUUUCGAAAAACAAACAUUUUUUCAUCGUUGUUUUUAAUUAAAAAAAUCAUCAUUUUAUGAACAGAAUUUUGUUUUUUUCGUUUUAAAAUUACAUUCGAAAAACGCGUAGGUUUAUUUGAAAAUAAAAUAUUAUUGAUCGAUUUAGAAAAUAAAAGACUGUGUGUGUGUUUCAUUUUAGAACAGAAAACUCGGCAUUUCAAGUUUUUCUUCAAUUAUUAUAUCAAAUUUAUUCAUCAUCAUCAAACAAUUAUGCAAAAAGAAGGAAAAAAACAAUUAUUAAAUAUUGAUCCAAAGAAUGAAAUAUCAUUCAAAGGACCAUAUGAUCAUGUUGUUACUGAAUAUUUUACAUUAACAAAUCCAACCGAUUCGAUUAUUGCAUUCAAAGUUAAAACAACUGCACCGAAAAAAUAUUGUGUACGACCAAAUAAUGGUAUUAUUUCAUCAAAUAGAACAGUACAAGUUGCUGUUAUGUUACAACCAGGUGAUUUAACACAAGAAAAACAUAAACAUAAAUUUAUGAUACAAUCAGUGAUCGUACCGAAUAAUAUUGAUGUUAAUCAAAUUCAAUUUACUGUUGAUGAAUUGUUUAAACAAGCAUCACCCGAUGAAAUAAUGGAUUCAAAAUUUAAAUGCGUAUUUUUGGAUUUAACAACACCAUCAACAGUAUCAUCAACAACAACAACAACAACAACGGCGAAUAUUGGUGGUGGCGGUAAAAAUGUUUCAGCACAAAAUUUUGAUCAUGAUAAUAUUUCCGAUAUUGUUGGUAGUAGUGGUGAUGAUUUAGUUAAUGGUGUUAGUAAUUCCAAUUAUCCAACUGGUAAUGAUUCUUGUACAUCAUCUUGUUCAGAACAUAAUGAUAAUAAUAAUCAUCAUCAUCAUCUUCAUCAAAAUAAUGGUGAUUUUGUUUCGACUGGAUCAACAACUUUAGAAUAUCAACAUUUUGUUGAUGAUCAUAUGAUGAUUGGUCGUAAUAAUAAAAAAUUAGAAUCAACCGUUAUUCCUUCAUCAAUUAACAAACAACAACAAAAUAAUAAAAAUAGUGAAAAUGUAGCUGCAACAUCGAUAUUAUCAACAAUGGAAAAUGUUUCAUCGAUUCCUUCAAAUAAUAGUAGCAAGGAUGCUGAAACAAAAUUAAAAUUAGCCGAAGAAGAAAUUCGUGCAUUAAGAGAUAAAUUACAACAAGUACAACAAUAUGCCAGUAAAUUUUCCAGCCAUUCAUCAUCAGCAACAACAACGUCGUCAUCAUUAUCAUCAAAAAAUGGUAACAAAUCGAAUGAAUCAUUAUUGGAUAAUAAUCAAUUAUUGAUAAAAAUAUCGGUAAUUGUUGUAAUCGUUUCGUUUAUUAUUGGAACUAUUAUUGGCAAAAUGUUUUAAAUUUGGAAAUUUAUUUAA
Molecule: messenger RNA, 1735 nt
Organism: Dermatophagoides pteronyssinus (European house dust mite)
Lineage: Eukaryota; Metazoa; Arthropoda; Arachnida; Sarcoptiformes; Pyroglyphidae
Biological process (GO): endoplasmic reticulum membrane organization
Cellular component (GO): plasma membrane; endoplasmic reticulum membrane
Molecular function (GO): FFAT motif binding
Source: RefSeq, a predicted model, not a curated record